This is a messenger RNA of Ciona intestinalis (vase tunicate), 2179 nucleotides long. The record is from RefSeq and is a predicted model, not a curated record. NCBI's taxonomy places the organism in Eukaryota, Metazoa, Chordata, Ascidiacea, Phlebobranchia, Cionidae.
AUUUACUACAAGUUUAAUUUUUCUAUACCUAAUAAUUGGAAUUCUAAAUUUAACUUUUAUCUGUAAAGACAUUAUAUACAAUAUACGGAUUAACAAAUAUAUCCAAUCUUUGAAUCUUAUAAUGGAUUACAUGAAGAAAGGUGGAUUAUUGUACGAUAACGCCGACUUUGAGGCCAGUGAACUGUUUCAUGGUCAACCUGUCAUACGAUCGGGAAAGCAGAAAAAAUCUUCCAAAACAACAAAUCUAUCAACUUCUAAAAGUACAAAUAAACCACGCAAGAAAAGAGGUCGGUAUCACAAAACCAUCCAAACCCCCAAGAGAAAUAUUGACGAUGGAAAUUCAGACGAUGACCCGACUUUUGACCCCAAUUUUGGCUUCGACUCAGAUCUGGAAGAAGGAUGUAGACGAAGAAAACCUAGACUAAGAAAAAGAGAUAUCAAUGUUGAUGUGAAGAGAUUUGAUGCAGAACGUGGAAUCUUCUAUAAGCCAAACACAGCUGAAGUUGGGGGUUUCAUUAUACUGAGAGGUCAACCAUCAGUGUCUAAUGUACGAGAUGUUGGUUUAAACAAACAAAGUGAAAGUCAGCAAUAUCAUAGUAGUGAUGAUGGUGUGUUGGCUUGUGGUUUGACUUCAACAGAAUCUGUGAAGCAAUCUUUAGAUGAUGAUAAUAUUGAUAUCUGUGGUGGGCAACCUGUUUUGAAACCGACUGCCUUUUGCUAUGAAGAGAAUGUUCAUUCUCAAAAUAAAUUUGUAAAAGAGAAAACUAAUGAGAAAGAUGAGUUUGUUGCUCACAUUGGUAAUAUUGUUAAACUUUAUUCGAUUGCAUCUCAUGGUGGUUUGAAAAUCUACAGAAAAGUUCAAGAGUUAGACAAACUUUACAUUAAACAGUAUAAUCAGAUUGGGGCAACAAAGAAUUUUAAAGAAACGUCACACAUUGAAACUUUUGUUGAGUCAAAUUACGUUGCUGUAGAAAUACAACAACAAACUGGUGAUGUUGUGCAAUUGGUUUCACCAGAUUUUAAUCCUGACCUUCCAAGGAAGCUUGAGUUGUCCAGAGGUAUUCAUACAAGAGGAAAAUGCAAAAGUAAGUCUGAUGAAAGUUUGGAUAACGAAGGACAAGCAAGUGACGUUUUACGAAUUAAUUCAUUCAAACGUUGUCGCCCACGAAAAGCAAGUUUACAGACAUUGUAUGAGGAACAUGUAACACUUUCAACAUAUUCUCAACGUUCAACUUGUGUUGCAUUUAAACAACUUAUACAGAAACUCCUUGUUGCAAUAACUGAUCCCGAAUGUUUAUCUCUUCAUUCACAAGAUAAUAGCUGUGAAGUUGCAAUUAUACUUAACAAACUGAAGAAACGUUUAAUAAAUGGUAUUCUGGUCUCACAAGAAUUUCUUGAUGAAGUCGAGCGUCGUCCUUGUAUGUUUCAACGCGCCGGUGGUGGAGGGAAUCUUUGUGAGGCGUUGCAAGAUAAUUGUGAUGUCAUAGCUGAUAGGAUCGUCACGUUAUCUGGCUCACCUUAUAGUACAAACACUCUGCUUCAAGAACAAGAUGAACCAGAUCAAAAAUACUUUGUUAGCAAUCAGUUUGGUGACAAAUGCAAAGCCUACCAUACUUUACACCAUUAUAAAUAUCAUUUAUUUGAACAUUGUAAAGACAAGUAUAAUAACAUCACCAGAGAGAAAGUUGUUACAAUUCCUCAAGUUCAUGAUGAUCACCUUCACGUGACUGUUGAUCAUGAUUCAUGUGAAGAAUCUCCACCUCAACAAAAAUGUUGCAAAGAUCACGUUGAUGAGGAGAAAAUUAUAAUCCCAUCUGCAACCAUAACUUCAAAUCAAAUGGUUAAGAAUACACCCAAUGAAGAGAAUACCAAACAUUCAGCAGAUAUCCAUGUAGCUGAAACUAUUGAUCCGAGUAAACCAAAAGCAGACAGAUGUUCAGGUAUACGUUCAAGGGUUUAUGAAUGUUUAGAGGAUGAUGCCUGGGUAAAUAAGCUUUACAAUCACUGGAUUGGAAUCUUUACUUGGAUAUCUCAGAUUUUACAAGAAGAUAAACUUCGCACUUAUUAUGACUUUUAAAAUUUUUAAGUUUCAAUUAGUUUGUCUUUUGUUAACCCACCAUUUAAACAUUCAUGUAAUAAAUAUUACAUUUACAUGUAAAUUUUUAUGUGGACCGGUUAA